CCGGCAUUAUUAAUUAAUUGGCUGCCUCGCCAUCGAACGUUUCUGGAUAAAUUCAACAGUUUCCGAGAGUGGAAGACAAUACGUUGCCUGCCUGCUACUGCCUCUUCACUUGCCUUCCGUUCCCUUCAUAUUAAUCAAGGAUCUCCCAUCCCGAAUUUUACAUACACUUAGCUUUCAAACGGCCGGCGCCGGAGAAUUGAAUAUACUCUGCAUUACGUAAGUACCGGUGGUGUUACGCAGUAUAUCAUCCUCCAGUCUCCAGAAAUACAGUACCGAGCCACCCACCGGCAAUGGCUGCGGCGGCGGCGGCGUUGAGUCCAAAAGGGCACAUAGAGGAGAUCCGGCGGUGUAAGUUUUCGAUCGGAGGAGAGCCCAACCCACUGACGGAGGACCUGCAUCAGGCCGUUAAAAACCUCUCUGCUGAGCUCUACUCUAAAGAUGUUCACUUUCUCAUGGAGCUCAUCCAGAAUGCGGAGGAUAACGAGUACGAGGUUGGCGUGAACCCCACUCUUGAGUUCGUAAUCACAUCCAAAGACAUAACGGAGACUGGAGCUAAGGCCACACUGGUGAUUUUUAACAACGAAAAGGGCUUCGCCCGCCAGAACAUUGAAUCAAUUUGCAGCGUCGGCCGUUCCACUAAGAAAGGAAACCGAAAGAAUGGCUACAUUGGGGAAAAAGGCAUUGGGUUCAAGAGCGUCUUUCUAAUUACAUCCCAACCGUACAUUUUCAGCAAGGGAUACCAAAUUCGGUUCAGCGAAGAGCCAUGCUCACAGUGCAAAAUCGGUUAUAUCGUCCCAGAGUGGGUGGAGAAUGAAAACCCUGUUCUUGCACACAUAAGACAAAUUUAUGGUUCAUCAACUUCACUCCCCACCACAACUAUGGUGUUGCCUCUGAAAUCUGACAAGGUUGAUCCAGUGAAGAAGCAGCUAUCAAAGAUUCAUCCAGAGCUUCUCUUGUUUCUUUCCAAGAUAAGGAAGCUUUCUGUCAGGGAAGACAAUGCUGACCGAAAGCUCAAUACUGUGAGCACCAUAUCCAUUUCAAGCGAGAAGAAUCUUGUCACGAGGAAAAACAUCAAUGCAGAGUCCUAUGCUCUUAUUCUCUCUUCUGAUGAAGAUAAAGGGAAUGGCCAAUGCUCUUAUCACAUGUGGCGACAGAGAUUCCCAGUCAAGAAUGGAUGCCGAGUUGAUCGGAGAAUGGAAGUUGAAGAUUGGGUUAUCACAAUUGCGUUUCCACACGGGGAGCGUCUCAACAGGGGAAAUAGUUGCCCUGGUAUCUAUGCUUUUCUUCCCACAGAGAUGGUCACCAACUUUCCAUUCAUAAUCCAAGCAGAUUUCUUACUAUCGUCAUCCAGGGAAACAAUCCUACUAGACAACCAAUGGAAUAAGGGAAUCCUUGACUGUGUUCCAUUAGUCUUUUUGAGUGCAUUCACCUCGCUAGUUAAAUCAAGUGAUGAUGUUCCUGUCUCUAGUCUGGCUGAAAUGUUCUGCUUUUUGCCAGUUGAGAGUUCCUCAUAUCCAAGCCUGGAUGCUACUGUCAGAGAUCCGAUCAAAGCAAAGCUGCAGGAGGAAGAUAUUGUUCCAUGUCAGUCGUAUACCAAUCAGAAGGUCUUCCGCAAGCCGUGUCAAGUUGGGAGGCUAAUACCAUUUUUUUGGAAUUUGUUGAAUGAGGCUACGAAGCAGGGUGUCACGCUUCACAAUAUCUCCUCUCAUGGAAAGUCUAUUCUCAAUUUUGCAUUUGAUAAGGAGAAGUACAAUAAAGUCUUUGACUUCUUGGAAGUGAAGCAAGUUAAUAAUGAUUGGUAUGCCAAGUGCAUACAGGGUUCAAAUCUUGUUAUGGGUGUGUCUGAAGAGCUUUAUGUACAGCUUCUGUUUUUUGUUGUGGCCUAUUGGAGGUCAUGUUUCUUUUCUAAGGAAAAUAUGGGGAAGCUACCGUUGCUGAAGUACGUUGACAGUAAUGAGCAUGUGGCCUUGUGUAGCAUAGAUUCUGUGUCUGAGCAUCACAUCACAUUGUUUCUGUGCACUAAAUCCAAACAUGUUAGUUGGCUGAUUACCUGGAACAGAGUAUUUCGUUGCAUGGGGGGAUAUUUCAUCCCUGAAUCUACACAUACAGCGUUUGACAACAGUUCUGACGUGUUGAAGUGUAUACGUGACUGGAUGAUAAAUGAUGUUAAGGUUAGAUCUGUUGACACUGCUGAGUACGCACAAGUCAUCUGUCAGUCACUAAGCCAUGACCCAAAGCUCGUCCUUGCAUAUGCACAUUUCUUAUAUCACUCGUACAUGAAGGUUUAUGUGGUCUCUGCAAGCGAUAUUGAGUCACUUUGCAUCAACAUGCCACUUGUUGAUGAUUAUGGAAAUGUCUUGACCCAUCGAGAAGGUGUUCUUGUGCCAGCGAAUGGAAGCAAAUGGGUUCAGUUGAUUGGCUCCAAUCCUUGGAAAAGAGAGGGUUACAUUGAGCUCGGAGAGGAGUACUUGCAUUCCCGACUUGUUGCUAAUGCAUAUACGAACAAUGGAGACAUUCUUGGGUUUCUUAAAACCUAUGCCAGUGCUAUGGAUAUUCCUGAAUUACCACCUCCAAAUGCUACAUUAUCAUGUAUGUCUUCACCGCUAACCAAAGAAAAUGCUUUCUUGCUGUUAGAUUGGAUACGCAAUAGGGGAGUGUUGCCAGAGAAGUUCUUGACCAGCAUAAAAAAUGGAAGUUGGCUUAGAGUCCGCUUAUGUGGUAGUACUGGCUACAGGCCCCCCUCGCAAUCCUUUUUUCCUGAUUCAAAAUGGGGUCCUCAUUUGCAAAAUGGUUCAUUGCGUGUAGAUAUCCCAUUGGUUGAUCUUGCAUUUUAUGGUGCACAGAUUUCUGACUACAUUGAAGCACUAAGAACCACUGGUGUAAUGUUUGAUCUCAAGGAAGCCUGCAUUGGGUUCAAGAGCGUCUUUCUAAUUACAUCCCAACCGUACAUUUUCAGCAAGGGAUACCAAAUUCGGUUCAGCGAAGAGCCAUGCUCACAGUGCAAAAUCGGUUAUAUCGUCCCAGAGUGGGUGGAGAAUGAAAACCCUGUUCUUGCACACAUAAGACAAAUUUAUGGUUCAUCAACUUCACUCCCCACCACAACUAUGGUGUUGCCUCUGAAAUCUGACAAGGUUGAUCCAGUGAAGAAGCAGCUAUCAAAGAUUCAUCCAGAGCUUCUCUUGUUUCUUUCCAAGAUAAGGAAGCUUUCUGUCAGGGAAGACAAUGCUGACAGAAAGCUCAAUACAGUGAGCACCAUAUCCAUUUCCAGCGAGAAGAAUCUUGUCACGAGGAAAAACAUCAAUGCAGAGUCCUAUGCUCUUAUUCUCUCUUCUGAUGAAGAUAAAGGGAAUGGGCAAUGCUCUUAUCACAUGUGGCGACAGAGAUUCCCGGUCAAGAAUGGAUGCCGAGUUGAUCGGAGAAUGGACGUUGAAGAUUGGGUUAUCACAAUUGCGUUUCCACACGGGGAACGUCUUAACAGGGGAAAUAGUUCCCCUGGUAUCUAUGCUUUUCUUCCCACAGAGAUGGUCACCAACUUUCCAUUCAUAAUCCAAGCAGAUUUCUUACUAUCGUCAUCCAGGGAAACAAUCCUACUAGACAACCAAUGGAAUAAGGGAAUCCUUGACUGUGUUCCAUUGGUCUUCUUGAGUGCAUUCACCUCGCUAGUUAAAGCAAGUGAUGAUGUCCCAGUAUCUAGUCUGGCUGAAAUGUUCCGAUUUUUGCCAGUUGAAAGUUCUUCAUAUCCAAGCCUGGAUGCUACUGUUAGAGACCCAAUCAAGGCAAAGCUGCAGGAGGAGGAUAUUGUUCCUUGUCAGUCAUUUACCAAUCAGAAGGUUUUCCGGAAGCCGUGUCAAGUUGGGAGACUACUGCCUGCCUUUUGGAAUUUGUUGAAAGAGGCUACGAAGCAGGGCGUCACUUUUCACAAUAUCUCCUCUCAUGGAAAGUCUAUUCUCAAUUCUGCAUUUGAUAAGGAAAAGUACAAUAAUGUCUUGAACUUCUUGGAAGUGAAGAAUGUCGAACAUGAUUGGUAUGCCAAGUGCAUACAGGGUUCAAAUCUUGUUAUGGGCGUGUCUGAAGAGCUAUAUGUACAGCUUUUGUUAUUUGUUUCUGCGAACUGGAGGUCAGCAUUUUCUAAGACAAAUAUGGGUAAGUUACCGUUACUGAAGUAUGUUGACAGUAAUGAGCAUGUGGCCUUGUGUAGCACAGAUUCUGUGUCUGGGCGCCAAAUCACAUUGUUUCUGUGCACUAAAUCCAACCAUGUUAGUUGGCUAAUUAGCUGGAACAAAGUAUUUCGUUGCAUGGAGGGAUAUUUCUUCCCUGAAUCCACACAUAAAGUUUUUAACGACAGUUCUGCUGUGUGGAAGAAUAUAUCUGAGUGGAUGAUGAAUGAUGUCAAGGUCAGAUCUGUUGACACCGAUGAGUAUGCACAAGUCAUUCGUCAGUCACUAAGCCAUGACCGGAAGCUCGUCCUUGCAUAUGCACAUUUCCUAUAUCACUCAUACAUGAAGGAUUAUGUGGUGUCUGCAAGCGAUAUUAAGUCACAAUGCAUUAACAUGCCACUUGUUGAUGAUUAUGGAAAGGUCUGGACCCAACGACAAGGUGUUCUUGUUCCAGCAAAUGGAAGCAAGUGGGUUCAGUUGAUUGGCACUAAUCCUUGGAAAAGGGAGGGUUACAUUGAGCUCGGAGAGGAGUACUUGCAUUCUCAAAGAUAUGUUGCUAAUGUAUAUGCCAAGAAUGGAGACAUCCUUGGAUUUCUUAAAGAUUAUGCCGGUGCUAUGGAUAUUCCUGAAUUACCCCCUCCUGAUGCAACACUAUCAUGCAUGUCUUCUCCCCUUACCAAAGAAAAUGCUUUCUUGCUGUUAGAUUGGAUUCGUAAUAGGGGAGUGUUGCCCGGGAAGUUCUUGAGCAGCAUAAAAAAUGGAAGUUGGCUUAGAGUCCGCUUAUGCGGUAGUACUGGCUACAGGCCCCCCUCACAAUCCUUUUUUCCUGAUUCAAAAUGGGGACCUCAUUUGCAAAAUGGUUCAUUGCGUGUCGAUAUCCCAUUGGUUGAUCUGGCAUUUUAUGGUUCACAGAUUUCUGACUACAAGGAAGCACUGAGAACCACUGGUGUAAUGUUUGAGCUCAAGGAAGCCUGUGAGUUUAUUGGGAAGCAUUUCAUGUCUCUGGUGGAUUCUUCUUCUUUUGCAAACCAUGAUGUCAUCUCUAUACUUAAGUUCAUCAAGUAUUUGAGGGAGAAGUAUCUUCCUCCUGGUGACUUUAUCAAUAGCAUUAAAGAUAAGAGCUGGUUGCGGACCACACAAGGCAUGAAGAAGCCAGGGCAAUGUGUUUUUCUUGCUGACAAAUGGUCUGCUAUUUCACAGAUCAGCAAUGUCCCAUUUGUUGAUCAAAAGCUUUAUGGUCAAGAUAUUCUUAUUUUCAAGGAAGAACUCAGGCUUCUUGGGGUAAUAUUCGAAUUCAACAAAAAUUACAAUCUAGUUGUUUCCAAUCUGAAGCCAUCUGAACAUUUGAACUCCUUAAGUGCUAAAACAGCUUUCUUGGCUCUCAAAUGUAUCCGUCACCUCAAGCUAAAUUCCACUGAUAGACUAUGCAUAGCACUUAAGGGUAAUAGGUGUCUAAAGACUUCCGCGAAUGGAUAUAAAUCUGCUACAGAAUGUUUCUUACCAGAUGCAACUUGGAGUUGCAUUCUACAUGUUUUUGACAACUUUCCCAUAAUUGAUGAGAAGUUUUAUGGAAGCAAAAUUUUUUCAUUCAAGGACGAGCUCAAGAAUUUGGGUGUGGUGGUCAGUUUUGAGGGUGUUGUUAAAACUUUUGUUGAAGUUUUUAAGCAGCAGUCUUCUAAAUGUGCAUUGAGUAAGACCUGUGCACUUUCUUUCCUUGCAUGUUACAGAAAGUUAAAAGCAACUGCCUUCAGUUCACAGUUUGAUGAAAUAUUGAAAAACAUUAAAGAUGUAAAGUGGCUUAAAACUCGGCUUGGUGCUGCCAGUGCCCCAGAAGAGUGCAUCUUGUUUGAUGAAAGCUGGGCACCAAUAUCUUCUAUUUCCUUGUUGCCAUUUGUUGAUGAUGCUUACUACGGCCCUGAGAUUCGUGAUUAUAAGGUGGAGCUUAAUGCCAUGGGGGUCGCCACAACAUUCAGAAAAGGGGCAGUGUUUGUUCCAGCGAGCCUUCGGUUGCCUCAGAAUCCUGAUGUUAUUUCACCUCCUGUUGCGUUAUCUCUGUUCAUGUGUGUACAGAAUUUACAAAAGAAUCAUGAUAAGAACCAUCCUGACCUGCUCUCUUCUCUCCGGGAGAAACUGAAUGUUCAGUGGAUCAAGACUAGAGCAGGUUACAGAUGUCCAAAAGACUGUUUACUUUUCAGCCCAGAAUGGAAAGAUGUUCUGAACCAAGAUGAUGGACCCUUUAUUGAUGAAAAGUUUUAUGGUCCAGAGAUAGCUUCAUACUCUAAGGACCUUCAGACUUUGGGGGUAGUGGUUGAGGUUAAAGAUGGUUGUUCUUUGGUUGCUGAGUACCUCAAUGUGCAUUCUGAUAAGACCUCUAUUAGUCGCAUCUACAAGUACUUGGAUAAGAAUGGCUGGCAUGGUGAUCUGAUAUCUAAUAAGAAUUCAAAGAUGAUAUGGAUUCCCAGUGGGGAUAGUAGCGGGAAGUGGGUUAGCCCUCAAACCUGCAUUCUCCAUGACAGAACUGGUCUUUUUGUACCAGAAUUUUUUGUUUUGGAAAAAUAUUAUAGCAAUGAAUUGUUGCAUUUCUUUUCCAAAGUAGGCGUUAAAACCUAUCCUGCAUUGGAGGACUUCUUCAAGCUUUGGAAAUCAUGGGAGGGUUCAUCAGAGCGGAAACUGUCUCAAUCUGAGUGCUGCGCCUUUUGGGAGUUCAUAGUCACCCACUGGAGCUCAAAGACAAAAAAGUUUCUCGAAGAUAAUCUGAAAAAGAUCCCAGCUUUUUCCGUUGCAAAUGAAGGGAUUUAUUUGCUAGACAAGUGCGAUGUUUUCCUUGCUGAUGACCACUACAUGAAGGAUCUGUUCGAACAAAAUUCUUCAGAUCCGCUGUUUGUCUGGUACCCACAACCAAGCCUUCCAUCGUUGCCCCGAACAAAGCUUCUGGAUAUCUACAAAGAAAUUGGAGUUGGUUAUUUAUCGAAAUCUGUCAAAAAUAAUGGUAUCUCAUCAAUUGAAUCUUCUGGGCUGGAAAGGGUAAAACCUGAAACGAUCCAUAUCGGAAUGAAUCUCUUCACGCUGAUUCUUGGGUUUCUUGCCCAGCCUUCUCUGGAGAUGGAUGCUGAGGAAAGGCACAAGUCUCUCAUGAGCCUUGUGGACUCGAGUUUUCUGAAGAUGGAUGAACCCAUCACCUUUGAUUAUUCUCUCUCACUUUCAUCAGGGAAGAUCCUGACCGCAAAAGCAAGCAGAAUGAUUCGGUGGGAGAGGGAGAGCUCCAAGUUCUUCAUCACAGAGCUCGAGGAAUCAGAAGGUUACAGAGGUGUGCUGGAGUAUGCUACCUGUUUCUCAGAAGUCAUCUCAGAGGGCAUUUUGUGGGACAAAGAAGAUCAUGUACCCCAGCUUUCAGAGCUGAUCAAGCUGGGUUACCUUGUUAAGUUUGACAAGGAUGCUAUCAGUUUCUUGAUGAAAACCAAGAACCUGCAGGUUUUCUUGGAAGAUGAACAGUUUCUCUCUUCUCUCUUUCAUUCCUGCUGAAUUGGGUUGAUGAUGACUGAAGACAACACUCGUGGAGAAUGAUUUGGAGUUAUAUAUGUUUGUUCUGUUUUUAAUUUUGAAUUUCAAAUGACUUGGAGUAUUCCAUAUAGUCUGUCCAUUGUUUUUGGGGCUUUUGGAAUGAUGUUCCUAUGGUCUGCUCGUACCUUUUGUUGUGCUACUUGAAUAUUGGAAGUGUUUUUAAAGGGAUUAUCGCCCACUCUGCUUGUUUCUUCAAUUUGAACUUAUCUAGA
This is a messenger RNA of Cuscuta epithymum, 7930 nucleotides long. The record is from the annotation of a GenBank genome assembly. Lineage: Eukaryota; Viridiplantae; Streptophyta; Magnoliopsida; Solanales; Convolvulaceae.